UUGGAACUUAUGCAAACAACAACAAAGGUGUUUUACAAAACUACAAUGAUAAACUAUCAUUAGAGAAAAAUCGUGAUUACCGAAAUGAAAUUUUUAUCUCAGCAUUCAGCGAUGGAAGAGAACAUAAUUUAGGAAGAUUAGGUUCGCCUGAAUUGUUGAAAAAAGAAAGAUUUUCAAACUCUAGGAAGAUGGCAAAACAACUGAACUGUUCUAACGACUCCAACUUAACGAGAUCAUUUGAAGGAUCCCCGAUUCUACAAGGAAGAGAGGUAAGUGCUGGAGAGUUCUGUGAUUGGUGGAAUCAUGAAUUCUCUACAGAAGGUUGUUUUGAUAUUAAAGUACAAAAUAGUCUUUGCCAGAUCGAAGAAAACGAUCAUUUAUUACACUCUGAAAAUAAUAAAGACGUUUUAGAUGUUCAAAAAGUUAAAUCUAAAAAGGAAUCCAAAAAUAUAACCAAAAGUAUUACAUUUUUCAACAGUGACGUAACAUUUAAGUGCACGAAUGAAGGUUGCUUCUCAGACGCUAGGGAAUCUUUCACUAAAAUAGGAGUUACAAAUGGCAUGAAUGAAGGAAAUUCAGAUACAAGUGUUUCAGUUCCCGAACAACAUGUCUGCCUCAAAGACGAAAUAAAAAAAAUUCAUGACGUUAAAUUAAUAGAACAAAAGGGCGAGGAAAAGAAAUGUAAGACAUACUCUAAUAUUAAUGAGCCAAAAGACGGCGUGAAAAAUAUAAUAUCCCAAUCCGAAUGUAGCAAAAUAAAAAUGGCAGUCAAUGAUUCUUUCUCGCAAGUAAGAAAAGAUCAAGAAUUUUUUAGUUUCAACACAACUGAUACUGAGAGGAAAGUUGUUAGUUAUGACUGUGACUCAGGUACUGGCACGUGUUUGGCCCUGAACCCUUGUGAUACUCCAGUGUCAAGAACAACUAGUUAUUUAAGAGAAUUGUUCAAUAUGCAAAACACUAACGUGAAACUCUGUGCACAUAGUAAGGCACGAGCUACUGAAAACAUGCCUGGGAACAGGUGGUUACCACAUUCCGCACUUCAGGAAGUCUUAUUAAGACACACCACUACUGAUGGACUAUUGAUUGAACAAACCACGCAAGCGCCAGCUAAGGAACGCUUCAAAGAUCAUACAUGUAACUUACAUGAAAACAAUACAGAGUUUAGCGCUGAGGCUGCUUGGAAAGGAAACGUAGGUUUUUCUGAUCAGCAAGGUAGCUAUGAGCAUGACGACUCCAAUAUUAAAUUUACGGUCACAGAUAUUCAUCAGCGUGUAGACAAAUGGUCAACAGAUCAUGUCUUCUCCUGUGCAUCACUUACUGAUGGUAAAGCCAAAAGCUGUAAUAUCGAUUCACAAGAGACAGACACUUGUUCAAGUGAGACAUGGCCAGUCUCUGAAUGUCUGCUUCACUCACAAAAACUGAAACUGAACGGAGAAAAGCUCACUUCGAAUAACAUUUUACCCUCAAAUUGUAGUCAACAAAGCACAUCGCUUCAAGGUGAACAAUGGAUGAAACCCUACCUAAUCAACAGUUACAGACCAAGUUCAAAAUUUUCAAGUGAACAGGAAAAUACAGAACUGAACAAUAUUUUAGCUUUCGAAAACCACAGGGAUACAAAAGGUAAGACUGACAUCACUAAACCGAUAAUUUGUCGUGCUUCCGGAAAAUCUAGGAAAAUAGCCAGUCAGUCAAAGAAGGGUGAAGAUAAAAACAGGAAGAUCAGUGAAAUUAUGGAGCAAAGUAUGACAGAGAAUACAAAAAAAGGAGAAUCACCUAAGGUAGACAAUGGGGGAGAAACUCAGGAUAAAAGUAAAUGUGAAGAACAGGAUCUACAUCCACUAAAUAUGUUGUUCAAGGAAGGAAGAAAUGGCCCAGAGAACCCUAAAAUUGGAUUUAUUCAAAAUCUCAAUCCUUUGCGAUACGACCAAAGAACAUAUGAUGGAAAAGGAGGAUGUUUAAGGACAGAAAAACAAGAUAGCAAGAUAAGAAGUAGUGAACACCAAAUAAUUUCACCGAUAGAGUACACCACUGUGAGCAGUCAGCAAGAACAUGAAGAAAUGAGAAAUGUAUGUCCACCUCUGGACGUAUCGUUUAAACCAGAUGUAUCUGAGAACGAAAAUUUGGUAAGUGUUGAUGACACAUUAUUUAAGGGUAAGCAUGUCUUAACAUCAUGCGUAACUUUUACUCCACAGUAUGGAGAGAAGGAAUAUGGUGGUAUGUCAAGUAAAUUACUUUUAAGAAUUUCAGACCAGGAGACCAAUCAUAAUAAUGAGAAUGCAAACACACCUUAUAAUAACAGUGCUUUAAGAGAUGAUAAAAACAAAGAUGUUUCCCAAGGAUUAGUAGAACCUCAGUCAUCAACGUGUCAUGAUCAUAGUUACCAUAGGCAUCGGCACACUGAAAAAUAUUUGAAAAAUACUCAUUUCUACGACAGUGAAACUUGCUCUGCUCUUAAAACUGUAACCGUCAGAUCUAACAUAGAUCGAAAAAAAAUUAAUUAUGUGGAAAGUGAAUCAAUACAAUCACAUCAUCGCAGCGAUGAUGAAAAACAACGUAAAAGCGAUGAUUUAACGAUCGUACUUAGCGGAGUAAACCGUGAAGUAGCACAAUAUGUGGCGCCAUCUCGUACGAUUCACGAUAACUGCAAAACUAAUUUAGACGUUGUAAGUGAGGGUGUUGAAACACGAUCCUUACAGUAUCAGAGUGACCUUCAUGACCCUACUCUGCUGCGUGACUUUCCCCCUUUGUGUAGGAAAGUGAACGCUAUGCCAAGGAAUGCAUGGUCUUCGGAAGCACUCGUUUCUGACCGUGUAGAGAAUAGCACAGAUGCGUUUCUAAAUCUGGGACGUCUUUGUGCCGCUGAGAGGGAGGACUUAGAGCCAAGCCCAGUUGAAGGGAAGCCAGGAAAGUAUACACCAGCAGCUGCAGGCGUUCAGCCUACAAGUAGGAAUUUAAAGAAAAGUGCUAGUGGUGAAUCGAAUGACUGGAAGAAAUGUAAUUCUCCAUUGACAACAGCCAUCACUUCUUGCUCCAUAACUUCAAGCUCUCAAAUAGAAAAAGACCGUAUUGUCGAUAAAGUGACUACUGAUGUCAUAACUGCCUCAGCCAGCGCCUCUGUUGAAACUAACAACCCUCGACGGUCUCUAACUCGCGUCACGUCUCGAAGAGAAACGUGUGCAAAUGCUCCAAGCCAUAUUUUGGUUAAGAACAACCUUCUGGCGUUUUCACUACCAGACGUUUCUAACGUUCUGUUCACAGUAACGAACAAAACAGAGAAGUUAUGUGGUUUGUCAUGCCAAAAAAUCUCUAAGUUGUUGGAUGCGAGCUUUGAUGAUGCUUUUCUAGUUAUCAGCAAUUUCCAUAGGUUUAAACAUCUCCGCAGAAGCCAUUCUGAGCCAGCCUUGCUCUUCCAAAUUCCUUAUGUAUAUGUGAAUCCGAAUAAAGGUGAUGUAAAGACAGAAAAAGAAAUUUCAAGGAAGUUAAUCGAGGAAAAACAAGGUAAUAAUCUAAAACAUUUACAAGAUAGUUGUAACAAUAUGGCUGAAAAGUACUUAUGUUCUGAUACUGAUAAUGUAGGAAUAGAUUGUAGUUUUGAGAAUUGCGAUAAAUCUGGUCAAAUGCCACCAAAGUCAAGCAAGGAUAAACAGCUACAAAUAAAACAACCAAAAUAUCGUGAAUUUUCAUCCCUGAAAAUGUCUAACAUAGCGAAGUCAUUUCAGCGUGAAGAGGAAUUAGCUCAAGAACCAAUAUCAGUUGGUAGACAAGUUGUUCAAGUUCAUGCGUCCGUCGUCCCUUCUUUUACUAAGUCUAUAGUAAAACUUCCAAGUGGACUGACUAAACCAAAACCUCCGCCAAAACCAGCUCGUUUGCUAACCAUUGGCAAAGCACGACAGGUUCGACCGCCGAAUUUGAUAACAGAAGGUUCGUCAUUUAAACAUAGUGGUUCUAUUUCCAUUAAUACCAACUCAACUGUGACGUUGGCAGAUGUAAACAAUCGAUUAUUGUCGCCUAGCAACAUCAAUAAGGUGUCUGAUGUUACCACGUGGAAGUAUGGUGGCGAAACUAGUCGCCCCAAGGCUGUAACAAUUGUGAUUCCAACCGACAAAGUUGAAAAUGAUAAUGUCAAUAUUGUGACUUUAACUCCUGAACCAGAGCAUAAAUGUUUAAAAGAAAAUGAAACUGAACUUCCUAACCCGAACUUUGUCAUACCUCUAGAAGAACAAAAACCACCCUGUAACCAGAGAAGUGUAAUAAAAAUGCAUUCACAAACCCGAAGAUCUAAGGAGAAUGAAGAUAAAUUAUCUUGUAUAGAGAAUAGGUGUGGAAGGAGUGUUACUCCUGAGUAUCCUUCAUUAAUUCAUGCAGAGAAGAAACUUUCUCUUCCAUCAUCAUCUCAUAAUUACAUCUCCAGCAGUUUAACAUCUACACAUUCUAAAACCCAGGAAAGACAGGGUUUCAUCAGCUCAAGAAAUAAAGUCGAAAGAAACUUUAAUUAUUUACUGAAUUUGAAACCCGUCGCUGAAUGUCAGAAACCACGAAAUCCAACAUCUUUAUCUCCUCUUUCGUCACCAUUACCUCAGGAAGGUUCUGCUGAUAGAAUCGAGCGUAUUACUGGCUUUAAAUCUGCAACAAAAGGCAAUGCUACAAAGCCACCACUGCCACCACAACUUCAGAAUGUUGGAUGUGAUAGAACACACUUUGGAAUAAAGGGUCGUAUUGCUGUUGCGCGGAAACAGUUUUUAGACACUGUUCAGAGCAGUGAAGGGAUUGUGUCUGAUAAUGUAAGUCAAGAUGUCAAUAAAGAAAGGUUUAAAUCUUUCCGACGUUCUACUGAAGUGGAAAGAGCCAGACUUAUAGGGAGCACUCCGAAUCUUGUGGCUCUAGAAAGGUCAGCACGCAGCAGUAGGAGACAUAUUGAUCGAAUUCUAGCUACUAAAGGUCCGAGUCAGCAAGAAAGUAGCGCAGAACGCAGUAGCUCUGAGCCUCAUCGGCAUACAGGUGACUCAAAUGUCGUCUGGCCUUCUUAUAAUCAGAAACUGGCUCAAUAUAAAGAACGAUGUGAGCUGGAGAAAACACUGAGAAGAAGAAGCAAGAGCUUGGGUUAUUUAGAAACAGAUAUUGACACACUGGAGUGCAGACAAGUGUGUGAAACAGAUCUUGAUAGUUCAAGCCAAGAAAAUAGUUUAAAUAACGAGUCUCACGCUCACAGUAUGCUUACAUUGGGUGAUCAGGGCCAAAUACAUUUUGCUAGUGGCAUGGAAGACAAUUCAAGAGCUCGAAGCAUGGAUUUCCUGUUGGAUGAUGAUAAUAGGCUAGCUGCUUUACCUCCAGAAAAUACAUUGAAUACUAAUAAAACCAAAUCUGAGCACGAAUUGCGUAUAGAGAGGUCUUUGCAAAAUUUGAAUGUCCCAGAAUGGUAUAGAACCUCUCCUUGGAGUAAACUAUCACAGGAACGAACGCUUUUGAAGAGAGACGAAGGAACACAACGUCCACGGUGGGAGGGACUAGGAUCAAGAACCACAUCUUCGUCUAGCCUAGCGUCCACUAGUUUUUCAGGUAGAAAUUUGACAACCCCUGAUCAAAUGAACACUGCUGACUGGCGUUAUAUGGGUUCAUUUCGAUCAUCACGAGAAAGUCUGACAGGAGCUAGUACAGAUUCAGUGUCUCCUGCUGAUUCAUACUCAUUGUCCAGGUGGAGUAGUUCUCGCUUGUCGUCAACUAGCGCUCCUGUAUCAGGGUGGCCAGCUUACCGUUCUUUUAAACAACCUUACUUAGGAUGGAGAGCAGCAGCUGGUCUAUCUCCUGGCAGCAAUCUUUCAGAAGCCCCUUCUCCAGCUCUGUCAACUCCAGUAACCACUAGCCGACCUGUAUCGCCUGGUCGGAGCCUCGGAGAAGGUCAUGUAGCUACUUCCCAUUUAAUGGACAAGCCCGAAACACAUACUUCUCCACAUAGUCAAAUAGUAAAAAAUGUGGAAAAAAGUAAUUUCUUUACAAACCUUAACGAACAACUGAGUAAGUAUGGUCACUUUACUGACAUUUUGGAACAAAUAAGUGAUCAUACGAGGCCAGAACAGGCCCCUCCCCCGACGAAUCACCCUAAAGGUGACACGGAGGCGAGAAAUAGCCAAAGUGGCUCGUUGGAAAAAGCAUCUCUUUCUUCCUCUUACAUUAGAAAAGUUAGUCAAAAGUCCUCAGGAUCAACUGACAAUGGUUCUCCCCACUACCAGAUAAGAAACUCGGAUGAAAACGACUCCACUUUCCGAAAUUCUUUAAUACGCCUUUAUGACUCUCUAGUAAAAAGUAGCGAACCCAUCAACGUAUCUGUGUCUGUAAGUGACCCCAGCAAUUCACUUUAUCAAACAUUUAUUACUGAUAGUCCAGUUAGAGAGAACUCUUACCAAGAGUAUAGCAAGCAAAGAAAUUCACAAGAGAAAGAUAUUUCUUUGUCACAACAAAUCCCUAUAAUUCAUAAUUCACCUUGGAAAUGUUCUGUUGACAAUGGAACAGAUCAUUCUCAAUCCGCUUAUCUAAACGAAAAGGAAAAAGAAGAAAAUCUUAAAGUUAUCACUACGAAUUUAGAUUCCCAGGUUGUGAGCUCUAGACUUCUGCAAGAGAAUGAUGAGCCCCAGGUUGUGAGCUCUAGACUUCCGCAAGAAAAUGAUGAUCCUCAGGUUGUGAGCUCUAAACUUCCGCAAGAGAAUAGUGAGAAACGGAAAAAUGUUCUGAACGGUUACCGGGGAGAAAUUGAAAUGGCUUUGGAAGAACCAGACACUUUACCGACAUUUAUUAAGCAAAAUAUUCAUGAUAAGUUCGAGAGUCCGCAUGAGCGUGACCGCGAGGAGGACACAUUUUCGUAUAUUCAAAUUCAAAGUAUUUGCAGCGGGGAUUCUAUCAUUGACAAAGAGUCAGAGAAAGACACUAGUACCACUAGUCCUAAUGUACCACAUUCUUCCUCUAACACCAACCAAAACCAAAACUCUUCCUCUCCACAGCAUGUAAUGUGGAUGGAGUCAUCAUUUGUAGGAUCAAGACCAACUACGUCAGUGGUAGUAAUGCCUUCCAACGAAUCACCUGCCGAAACAGCCAGUGAAAUAUGCAAUGUGGAUGGUGAUAAGGACAGUGUCCAGAAUCAUAAUGGUCUAAAUAAUCUGGAAGAAGAAACAGAAGAUAUUACUACGUCAUUAGAUGAUGUUUUAGACUCUUCGCUGGAUAUUCCUUUCAGUUCUCUAUCUUCUAACCCUGGGGCAUCACGUUACGAUAGCCCUAGUGUUACUCAGAUGAUCAGUUCAGUCGCAGUAAGCCAAGAGGUGUCAGUAACAUUUGACGUUGGAUGUACAGAAAAGAUAGAACCUUACCAGAAGACAUCCACUGAUGUGAGAUCACACCCUACAACACUCUCUAGGAGUCGUGCAGGAUUUCAGCAAUCUCCUUGUAGGAAACUAAGUGAAGCAAUUUUCAUUGGAUCUGGAACAAGAGAUGACAAUGUGUUUUCUAGUACAGUGGUGACAUCUCUGGAACCUGAUUUUGGGCAGUCAUCCAGAGAAGAUGCAGAAGAAAAACUCAAAGAAGCAAUGUCUCAAGAAAACAAGAAGUAUACGUUUCCAGAACAAGAAGAAGACAAAACUGGAGACCAGCAAGUUUAUAAUAUCUUUAAAUUUACCCCAACACUUCCAGACACACGUCAUGGUUUCCCGGAGUCAAACCAUAACACCGAAGAAACAUCAGUUUUGUCACACAUGGAUGAUACUCAAUAUGAGUCAUCUCAGCAUCAAGUAUCAAUUACAUGCAACCGUUCCAAAUGUACCAAGACCUUGCCCGCAGAAGAAGCACAAACGAAGUUUCGCAUGUGUCCUAACUGUUAUACUUACUAUUGUAGCAGGCAUUGUCGUAAGCUUGACUGGGAGCGUCAUAAAAACCAGUGUCCUUACACAAAAGUCGGUAAUUUGUGUCAAAAAGUUCUAAUCAAAGUUCGACAAGACCCAGUUUCCAGACGGAAUCUAUCUGUGUGUGCAAGAAGAGGAUAUUUGUCUCGAGGGCGAGGAGCUGUCAAACUAGUAUUCUACAAUACAGAAGGUGCCUUAGACUUUAUGUGUAAAGGUUGGGAAUCAAUUCGCAGGCAGAACGUUUAUGUCCCUCUAGGUGAUCUCCUGCCUCAAGAAAUGGGAGCGGAUAUGUAUACCCACGUCCGAUCCCUCUGUGACCACUACAACCCAGCAAAGAAGUUUGUUCUUCUAGUAGCCGUACGUGUAACUCAAGACGUAUCGAGUGUGGCUGGUGCUGUUGUAGAGCGAGAAAUAAUUAUACGGGGAACCAAGGUGAGACUAGCUCCACCACUACCAGAAGAUGACGUCCAAACGGUGAUAUUAACGUUAGCUAAAGACCCCGGAUCUGACGUAACUGAGCGACUCCAACAAUGUUUAGCAAUGGAACAUCACCUACAAGAAAGAGGAAUCAACUUAGCAACAGAAUUCCCUGACAUGUAUGCCAAAAUUAGAAUCUUCGUAGAGAAAGGAAAUCCAUUUCUACCCUUCAGCAUGUUCCUCACUGAUCAGAAAACAGCCAAGAUGUUUAUGUGUAUAAUCCUACCUUGGGCUGAUGCUGAUAUCAUUCAAAACAUUUCAGCCAAGGCAGCUGUCACUACAUCCAGGCAACUCUGGAUGCUAUAAUUCUACUAGUUGCCAUAAUUUUUGGAGAAGUCUCAGUCUCUAGUUGCGAAUUCCCUUUCCUUUACGUUUCGUUUAGAUUCUUAAUGUUGCAUGUUAAGUUAGGAACUGGGUUAUGAACUGAAUUAUUGUGAAACUAUUCUAGCGAAUGACGUUUAACUAAGCAACGGGUUAAAUGGAAAAGAAAGGAAAAGAAAAUUUGAUAUUUGUUGGCAACUUUUAAUAAGUAUUAAAGCGUUGGUGACUGUACAUUCCAUAAACUCCAGUUAUACACUUGCAAAUGAUGUGUUUUAUCGCUAGUGGUUAUAAUAGAUUGUGGAAAAUUUUAGCUUCAAGAAGGAUAGGAAAUAAUUACAUGGGCCUGCGAUGAUUUUAUUGUCUUGAAAUUUUUACAUGUUCUGCAGUAAUUCAUAUACGCUGAAUCCGAAAAUGAUA
Limulus polyphemus (Atlantic horseshoe crab) is the source of this 9098-nucleotide messenger RNA. RefSeq lists its product as uncharacterized. The record is from RefSeq and is a predicted model, not a curated record. Gene Ontology annotation, cellular component: apical junction complex; plasma membrane. The transcript has 3 exons. Gene Ontology annotation, biological process: cell-cell junction organization. NCBI's taxonomy places the organism in Eukaryota, Metazoa, Arthropoda, Merostomata, Xiphosura, Limulidae. The coding region runs from base 189 to 8666 and encodes 2825 amino acids.